AACUGUUCAUGUAUCCCUUAGCCGAUGAAGCAGCCUACCACAAAGAAAGGGAAGGAGAAGGGCAUAGAGGCGCCAACAGGAGAGGAGGAGGAGGAGGAGGAGGAGGAGGAGGAGGAGGAGGAGGAGGAGGAGGAGGAGGAGGAGGAGGAGGAGGAGGAGGAGGAGGAGGAGGAGGAGGAGGAGGAGGAGGAGGAGGAGGAGGAUACCGAGCUGGUUGGUGGAGAGCCCAAGGACUGUUGGGAUGACAAAUAUGAUGAGUAGAUUUGAUA
Molecule: messenger RNA, 269 nt
Organism: Closterium sp. NIES-67
Lineage: Eukaryota; Viridiplantae; Streptophyta; Zygnematophyceae; Desmidiales; Closteriaceae
Source: the annotation of a GenBank genome assembly